This is a messenger RNA of Drosophila grimshawi, 975 nucleotides long. It is a transcript of the gene Arf79F, whose product is annotated as ADP-ribosylation factor 1. The transcript is spliced from 5 exons. Lineage: Eukaryota; Metazoa; Arthropoda; Insecta; Diptera; Drosophilidae. Gene Ontology annotation, cellular component: cytoplasm; plasma membrane. Bases 306 to 854 code for a protein of 182 amino acids. Gene Ontology annotation, biological process: intracellular protein transport; vesicle-mediated transport. The record is from RefSeq and is a predicted model, not a curated record. Gene Ontology annotation, molecular function: GTPase activity; GTP binding.
GCAGUUUUUUCAAAGGCAAGUGGAUUCUCGGUCAAGUUUUACUUCGCUCUGUGAUUUCUCACAUUUCCAAGCAGAAAUUUAUAAAAUUUCUGCUCAAAUUGGUGUGUAUUUGAUUCAAUUAUUUGUUUCUUCGAAUCGCAAGCACACAAAUCCCAAGGGAGUUGCAUAUUAACAGCAGUUGCAACUCGGAUUUGAACUUGUUUAUAAUUCCCGCAUAGCAAGAAGAAGCAGUAGCAGUAACAAUAACAAUUAAAUAACCCCUCCACAUUGAACAUUGACAAGAAGAAGCAACAGCAACCAGCAACAUGGGAAAUGUAUUCGCGAAUCUAUUCAAAGGCCUCUUCGGUAAAAAGGAAAUGAGAAUAUUGAUGGUCGGUUUGGAUGCCGCUGGUAAAACCACAAUUCUGUACAAACUCAAAUUAGGCGAAAUUGUUACAACGAUACCUACCAUUGGUUUCAAUGUGGAGACUGUAGAAUACAAGAAUAUUAGCUUUACAGUGUGGGAUGUGGGCGGCCAAGACAAAAUUCGUCCAUUGUGGAGGCAUUACUUCCAGAACACACAAGGUCUUAUCUUCGUCGUUGAUAGCAAUGACAGAGAGCGUAUCGGUGAAGCGAGAGAGGAACUGAUGCGCAUGCUGGCCGAGGAUGAGCUCAGAGAUGCAGUCUUACUAAUAUUCGCCAACAAACAGGAUCUGCCAAAUGCAAUGAAUGCGGCCGAAAUCACCGACAAGUUGGGCUUGCACUCACUCAGAAACCGCAAUUGGUAUAUACAGGCGACGUGUGCAACCAGCGGCGAUGGGCUCUACGAGGGUCUCGAUUGGUUGUCCAAUCAGUUAAAGAAUGCUAAUCGCUAAAUUAACUACAGCAGCAGCAGCAACAACCACAACAACAAAAACAACAACAGAAUUAUUAUACACUAACUUUGAUUUCAAAAGCAAAGCAGCAACAACAAGAACAGCAACAACAACAGACAAC